Messenger RNA from Zonotrichia leucophrys gambelii, 9728 nucleotides. RefSeq names its product cilia and flagella associated protein 47 (gene CFAP47). The record is from RefSeq and is a predicted model, not a curated record. NCBI's taxonomy places the organism in Eukaryota, Metazoa, Chordata, Aves, Passeriformes, Passerellidae. Gene Ontology annotation, molecular function: protein binding. Gene Ontology annotation, cellular component: cilium. Gene Ontology annotation, biological process: sperm axoneme assembly; cilium assembly. The coding region runs from base 4 to 9525 and encodes 3173 amino acids. The transcript has 65 exons.
GCCAUGGCGGAGCGAUGGCGGGACGUGUGCGGGGUGCGCGUCGCCCCGGGCGUGCUGCGCUUCACCGACGCGGUUCCGGGGAGCUCCUACCGCGCCGCGCUCACCGUGCAGAACCUGCGGGCGGGCGCCUGCCACCUGCGGCUGCUGCCGCCACAGGAGCCCCAGUUUAAAUUGAUUGUGGAAAAUCCAGAAAAACUCCUUGCAUCUGGACUUCAAGUUAAAGCUGUUGUGGAAUAUACUCCCAAGUGUGCAGAAAAUCAUCAGGAUAAACUGACUCUUUUAAUAGAUGAUGACAUAGUUCAUAUCCCUGUGCUUGGAUUGAUUCCAUACUGUGAUCUGGAAAUACAGUCAGAGGUUAAUUUUGGUGAAAUGAUUGCAAACAGUAAACUAGUUACUAAACAGAUUAGUAUUUCUAACCGUGGAACAAUUGCAGGUAUAUUUAAAAUAUCAUAUGAUGGGGUGGUUCUGCUUAACAUAAAACCUCUCAGAGGAGUCGUAAAGCCAAAAUCUACAAGGAAAAUUCGAGUGGAUGUCUGCACAGAUGUACCUGGAGUCAUCAAAGAAAUGAUGAAAGUGGAGUUGGAAAGUCGUGGCUGCACUGAAGUAUGGGUCAGAGGUGUUGUGGUUGAACAAGUUCUUAAAGUUCUUGGAGUGAAUUGUGGAAAAGUACUGAAGUGCAUUAACUUUGGACCUCUUUACUUUGGGACUUCAAAGACAGAACAAAUAUAUUUAUACAAUGAAAGUCCUGAGUGUAUGGAUUGGGUAGCAGUACUGGAAGACAAUGCCAUUGGAGGGGAGAUGGGGACAGAUCUUCAGGGGAGUACAGAUGCUGUUUUGUAUGACUUAAGCCUGAAAACUAAAGAUGUAGAUGUUUCCACCUUGAUCUUGUGUGCUCCCAAUCAAGGAACCUUGGAGCCUUAUGAAAAAUCUUUGAUUACAGUCUGCUUUAGUCCAAAGAAAUUUGAAAGAGACUUUGAAGUGAAUGAUGCAUCACCAGUUCAAGAUUAUGUCGUGUUUCUGAGAUUUGAAACUGCUGGGAAGAGAGGUGGCUCUCUGCAGAACCUCAGUGGUGGUGCCACAGCAACCACAAGCAGUGAUUCUCGCUAUGUGGACUUAGCUUUGAUGGGUUCUGGCUUUCCUGUGAUAUUAACUUUUAAGCCAGGAACAGAAAUUAAUUUUGAGGACUGUUAUUUGGGUGAAAAAACACAAGUUGCAUGCACAAUGAAAAAUGAAUCCGAGUUCCUUCCAGUAACGUUCAGAUUCCGCAAGACUGCUCACUUCAGUGUUUCUCCUGCUGGAGGAAGUAUUGAAACAAAAUCUGAAAAGGAAGUGAUGAUUUCAUUUUCUCCACAUCAAAUAGGAAAAUUUGAGAUGAAGCAAAUUAUUGAUAUCAUUGGUACAGGAGUAGAUAAAAAAAAAGUAGAUGUUUUGAAGACAAAACCUUUUCAUCAAAUAUAUUUGACCUUACAUGCUGUGUGCAAAUCUAAACGAACAAGCAUUGUAUUCACAAUUAAUCCUGGCCUAACACCCCUGAUUUCCAAUGAAACUGGACAGUUUGUAGUUCGUGGCAGACGACAGCUCAGUGAGGCAGCACCUGUGGCAAUCCUUAAAUCAAUUCAAACACAAAUCCAUACUCACCGCAAAAACAGGAAUCGUGAGGAUGGCGCACUUAUAGCCUUUCCCAAUGACCGUGCAGCCAGCCUUAGGCCUAGUGAUUGGAAUAAAAAGUACAGGACUAUUUUCACAAAGACUGAGAGAUAUAAUUAUGUAGACCCAGAAUUUGCUCUUACUGACUCUGAACGACUGUUAAAAGAAGAAAAUAAGAAACACUAUCUACGCUUCAUUUCCCAUUUGAGACAGCGUCGUUUAGAGAGGGAGGCUGCCAGGCAUUUUUAUUUUUAUAACAAUCCUGUGAGUUUAGGCAUUAAACCAGCUGAAGGUCUUAAGUCACCAGACAUCUCAGUCACAGAUUUUCCCAUGGAGAAGCCACAGCCUGAAACACUUCCUUCAGAUGAUAAUUGCAUGUUAACUAGUCGAAAACUGGCAGAAAUUGUUUCUAAAUCUACAAACAAAGGAGUUUGGAGCUGGCUUAGUCCUAUGCCAACUUCUCCCCAGGAGAAGGAAGAUUGUAGUCUAACUUUGACACACAAACAGCUUCAUCAAAUAUUCAUUGGUCCUUCUACUAUAGAUUUUGGUGAUGUUUGUGUGUAUUCUACAACAACCAAAGAGUUGCACAUCAUCAAUAAUUUGUCAGUUCAUAUUUGGAUACAAGUUGAGAUUGAAGUGGCAGAGUUGCAGGAGACAUCUCCAUUGUCUCAGGUGGUGCCUCCUCUUACAAAAACCCAUAUUCCAGUUGUGUUUGAGACAAUCAAUGCUGGAAUGUUUAAAAACUCUUUCAGUUACAAAAUAAACAACAAACACAUUGGACAUGUGCUGGUAAUUGCACAUGCAAAGCCUAUUGAACUUCAGCUGUCUAGAAGAGAAGUGAUUUUGAGUCCUGUUUCUGGCUGCCUAGCAGGGACAGAGUUUAGAAGAACUGUGAGGGUAUGCAAUCCCAGAAACCAACCUGCUGGCUUUAUUUGGAAACCUGUAGAUGAAGAUACAAAAUCUGCAUUUACCAUACAGCCAGCCAGAGGGUUUGUGGAGCCCUAUAGUGAAGUGGAGUGUGAAGUUGUUUGGCAUCCAGGGUUCAGCACUCCAGAAACAGGACAAUUCACCUUGAGUGUGCGCAAAGGAAAUUCAGUUAACUUGAAAUGUUCUGUAAAGUUUGGUACCACUAGAGUUCAGUUUGUGGCUCAAAGUGUCUCCUUGGCUCACAGUCCAAUUGGUUUCACUACUUGUAAGACUGCCACUAUUCUAAACACAGGAUACCAGCAUGCAUACUUCCAGGUUCUUGACUCCAACCCACUGCCUGGAAUGAAAAUCACACCCUCUGAAGGAGUGAUUCCUGUGGGAGGCUUUGUUGAUUUAAAAAUCUCUUUCACUCCAAAGGCACACAUGAGUUUUGAUAGAAAAGUGGAGGUAGCAGUGAGGAAUGCAGCAGAACUCACACUUAGGAUCAGUGGAUUUUCAGAGAUCACUGAAAUAGGCAUUGAUGUGGGAAUAUUUGAAUAUCAAGGUGUUUAUGUUGGCUCUACAAAAUCAAUUCCAUUUUUGCUGCAGAACAAAGGACAAUCUUGUACAAAAGUGCAGUUUGAUUUUAUUGACCAUAAGGAUUUUAAAUUGUAUGCUGAAGACAAUUCAGCAAUUGACCGUUCUCGUUCAAAGCCUUAUCUCUAUACAGUUUACUUAAAGGAAGAGUCAUCUUUGCAAUGCUUCCUGGCCUUCACACCAAAAAAGGUGGCAGCAUAUGACUUCAUUCUCCCAAUUGCCGUUCCUCGGGCCACGUACCCAGCUCCAGCUCCUGCGGUGCCUCUGAAACGCGGGGCCCCCGCGCCCCUGCCUCCCCCGGAGAGCCCAGCCCUGCCCGUCUGCAGAGUCAGGGCCAAUGGACUUCAACCACUGAUGGAGUUCUCCUCAAUGGAAUUUAAAUUUGAAGAACAUUUGAGUGACAUGCGUUCCAGUACUGCUGAUAGGAGUGUGAGUUCUCAGAACCUUAUCCUGAAGUGUCUCGCAAGAGAGGAUGUAAUGUGGAAAUUGAAUUUUGAUGAUGUAGACAAAAAUAUAGAAGAUGGUGUUUUCAGAUUUAGUCAGAAGCAUGGACGUGUUUGUAAAAAACAAGAAGUCAGCAUUGCUGUGUCCUUCUGGCCUCCUUGUCCUGGGACAUAUACAUCUGAAAUAAUCUUGCAUCUAAAUAAUAAUCCAGCACGAUACAUACUAACAUUGUCUGGCACACUGAGGUCACCAAAAAUGGAUUUCCAUCCCCCCUUUUUAAUACUGAUGCCAGUUCCUCUGGGUGUGGAAACUGAAGCAGACGUCACCAUCAUUCCGCAGGAUUUUUUAAGGGAUUCACAAAUUAGAGUUAAACUUCCUGAGCUUGAACUUGCAGAUGGUACCAGGACUUGCCCUUUUUUUGUGGAGUUCCCAGAGGGAGAAAAUGUUGUUCUUUCAUCAGAUGGCACAGCUAAUGAAAUGACCUGCCGCAUCAGCUUCAGCUCAUCAAAGCCAAUGUCAUUCUUAGGGGAAAUCUUAUUUAUUGACCAAGAAGAUAACAGGGAAAGGAGUCCUUCCCUUGCUCCACCAUGGGCUCCCUUCCAUGGGAGACAGUUCUCCAUGAACUUCUCCAAUGUCUGCAGGUCUCAGCCAGGAGCCUGCUCCACCACAGGCAUCCCAUGGGUUCACAGCCUCCUCUCAGCAUCCCGGUGCCCAUUUUGGACUGAUGGUACACUCAGGCUCAUAGUAAAACUAGGAAGUGGAAAUACUAUACCAAACUUCAGCAUUUUGGCGGAGACUACCACUGAUGAAGGUGAGAGUGAUGAAUAUGAAAGUGAAGAGAAUGAAGAAGGAAGUGAAGAGAGUAAAACUGACAGUGGAACUGAUGAGAAAGGAGAUAAGUGUGAAUUAUCAUUUUUUCCUGAUGAAGAUGAGGAGGACUACAUGUUCUUUCAAAAGACACUAAAUGCUGUCCAGAGUUGGUUCACACUCUUUGGCUGGUCUAAGGGACAGAAUCCCAUUUCCAUACCUUAUUCACUGAGAAGUGAUGUGUGUAUAGUCCAGCUAACUGUUGCACAAGAAAAGAAUUUUAAACGAAGGGUUGACAAAGAUAAGGGUUUUUAUGAAAUGUUAGUGCAUCUGAAUGGACAAUCAAUACCAGGCAUUGCAGCAAGCCAGUCAUUGUCCACUGAUCCAGUAGAAAGAAUGCUCCAACUCCACUGGCAGCACACUGAAUUGCUUUCCUUCCUUAAAAGGAAAGGAGCAUAUCUUCCUCAUAUUAUGCCAGAAUUUCUGCUUUCACCAGAAGAUUAUGAGUUAUGGACUGAAGUGAAUACUGGAGUGAGGUGUUUUGUACCUGAGGCGAAGAGGGGAACCAUGAGAAGCCCAGGCAAGUUAAGUGGCAGGCGUAUUUUUGUUCUGGAGAGCAGAACCUUUGAGACAAUGAGCAAACGAGCUUGGACAGAUGUGCUGCUGCAGAUGUACAAGGUGUUUGUUCUUCCACGUGUUUCUUCCCGUAUUGUUCCUGACCCCUCGAGCUUGGAAUGCUUGCAGAACAUGCCAGGAAUAAAAUCAGAACCUUUAUGCAGUAAUAUAUAUUCUCGAUAUGAGCGAACCAUCCUCAUCUGGUUGAAUAAAAAUUAUGAGAAAAAUCGAAAAAUUGUGUGGAAAGACAAUGAAAGAGGUGGAAUACCGCCCAUGAGAUGGAUAGUGAAUUUUGACCAAGAUCUUCUGGAUGGUCUGGUGUUGGCAGCACAGAUGGCAGGUUAUUGUCCAUAUUUGAUUCCCACUCACUUUGUAAAGAUGUAUACUAAUCCAAUAACUCAUGAACAGUUUAUGCACAAUGCCUUGAUAAUUGUGAAGGCUCUGCAUACUAUCAAUAUGGAUUUGGACAUAAAGGCCAUUGAUAUCUGUGAUCCAAAUCCUGUCAUGAUGCUUAUUUUGUGUGUCCACCUGUAUGACAUUCUCCCUCACUACUUACCCAAGAACACUAUAGAAUUUUCAGGUGCUCUCCAUGCAACUAUUGUGAAGCAGGUGCUCCUGAAGAACCCGAGCAAUUACGCUUUGGCCUACAACGUGAUUCUUGUGGGAAGAGAUGCUCAUGAUUUCUCUUUACCUAAAGGAAACACUGUUACCAUUCCUGAUGGGAGGCAAGGCUUUGUAAAUGUGGAAUUCACAAUUCGUUUCCUGCACCCUGCUGAGGCAGUAUUGCUGCUGACCUCAAAUAAAGUUGAUGGAAUAGAUGGUGCCACAAUGGCAUUCUCUCUGAAAGCUGAAGUUAAGAGUAUUGAGCCUCUUGCUAUAAUAAGAUGCAGAUCCCCAUGUUAUGAGCUGAAGAAAUUUAACAUAAAUGUCACUAAUCCCUUCAAAACUGAUGGCUUAUUCAGGGUACUCUUGCUGGAAUCCACACAUUUAAUCCACCCAGAGAAAGUGUAUCAAGUCAGGCAAGUAAAGCAAGAGCAAAAGUUUAGUUUUGAAAGUAGCAUAUUAAAUUCAAAAAACAGUGUACUGUCUGAAGAUUCAAAGAAAGAGACUUUCUCUGAUCAAUCCAGCCUCCUGCAUGAGUUCUUCAGUCCAAUGGAAAACCUGUUCUUGAGAGGGAAAGAUUCUGCAUCCUUAGAUAUUCACUUCCUCCCCUUUAAUCAGGAGAAGCGUUACUGCACUCUUAUUCUGAUUAAUGAAAAGAUUGGAGAAUUUGUCUACCUGAUUGAGGGAUCAGGGGAUUUACCUCUGACUUCAGAAUUGCCUACCUUGGAUAGUCCAAAUGUUUUGCAUGCUACCUCAGAAGAUGAAUGCACAGCACAUCCAGUUUUAUAUUUGAAAUGUGUGCUUGGUCAGACUCUGGAGGAGAAUCUGAAGAUCCCAUUGAUCAAUGAGCCAAGGGAGAGGGCCCUGGCUCUGGCUGCUCAGCAGCAGAUGUCAGCUGUGGAGUAUGAGAGGAGAUUGAUGACUGGGACUCUGCAGAGCAGCAGCGUUCGAGUUGCAACAGCAUUGUUGGGGCUGUCCGGAGUAGAGAGACGUGCCCUUCUGAAGCCUCGCCGGCACCCCUCCGAGAUGAAGCACGUGGAUUACAGUGUAGAACUGAGCAUCAAACACGUCUUUGAGGUUCCUAAAAAGUUCUCUAUUCCAGUGUUAUCUUCAGCCAGAGUUAUUUUGGACCCUUCAUCAGCCAAAUACCCUACAUCUCAGAAAACAGGUGGAAUUGAUGCAGUUGAGUUUCCUAUAAAAUUCACUCCUAAGAAACCUGGUUGCUACCACUGUCAGAUUAUUCUGAAGUCAUCCUAUGAUAUUCGUGUCUAUGAGAUUGAGUGUGUGGUGAAUGCAGACCAGGCUGAUGCACAGCUUGAAUUUCUAAUUCCAGCUUACCAGACAGUGACUCAGGAAAUUCCAAUUAGUAACUUAUCCAGUGAGGACUGGAGGUUUGAAGCAAUUUUGGAAGGACAGGGUUUUCAUGGCCCUCCUGCAAUAAAUGUGCCUGUAGGUGGAACAGUUCCAUAUCCACUCACAUUCAAGCCCAUUGCUGAGAAUGUAAUAAUGGGAAGGCUUAUUCUGAGAAAUGUUACAGCUGGAACUCAGAACAUCUUCAGUCUUAAGGGAAUAGGGAAGAAACCUCUGCCUCAGGACUGCAUUGUGAUAGAGUGCCAAGUGGGAAAGGUGGCUCAUAAAAUCCUAUGGGUGCACAAUUAUACCAAGAAGAUGCUAAAAUACAAGGUGUAUUCCAAUCUCUCAAUGCUGAGUGGUGCCCCUGAUGUGGCUGUCAACCCAGAGGACACUGCUGCUUACACCUUGAGUAUAUCUCCCUGCAGACGAGGAGUCUUUCAAGGUGUAAUUUCAUUUGUUGCUGAAGAUGAGGACCAGCAGCAGCCUCAAGGCAGCAGCUCAGCACAGAGGACAGAUGGCAAAGGGGCCCUUCAGAAGCUGCCAGCCAGGACUCCUGAUGCAGAUGACGUUGGAGGAAGUUCUACAAACUGCAAAGUGUGGUUCUCCUUGAAGAUUUUCAGUGCACCUGCAGCAGCAGAAAGGACAAUAGAUGUGGACUGCAAAGCUCUGGAUACUGUUGGAAUUAAUAUUCCCAUCACUAAUCCUACCAAUAAAGUUCUCAAGAUGAGUGUGCUGCUGGACCAUCCAUCCCUAUUUGGGGAAAACUCUUUCAUUCUCAAGCCCAAACAAACAUUUUCAUAUCACCUGACGUUUUCUGCAGCUGCUGUUGGUGCUUUUGCUGGAAGUGUCAUGUUCCGGUCAGAUGUGGUUGGAGAGUUUUGGUAUGCCCUGAAGUUCAAUGUGGAGAAGCCAUCACCAGCUGCCCUGCCUGAUAUAGGAUGUGAGCUUGGAAAAUGGACUCUUACACACCUACCUCUUACUAAUCCUACUAAUGACACUCUGGUGCUACAAGUGGUUAACAGCGACCCCUGCCAUUUUGCAGUUGAGACUGACCCAACACAACUUCUGGCUAUCCCUCCUCAUUCCACCAGUCAGCUGCCUGUGAGAUUCUGUCCCUCUGCCCUUGGAAGGCGCAACCACAAGGCAACAAUAACCUUAAAAUGCCCACAGUUUGGAGAGAGGAUAUUUCACCUGACGGGGUCUGGAGUUCCUCCUGAGCGCAUGGAAACCACCACCACCAGUGCCUGCAUUGGAGAGUACUCCUCUGCCAUCAUAUCCUUCAGAAAUCCCACAGCUGAGAAUGUGGUGGUAGAUAUCGUGCUGGCAGAUCAGGGGUUGUUGAAUGAGCAUCUGAGUGCAUCUGUCCUGUCUCAGGCCACCUGUGAAGAAUCUGUUUUUCAUCUUCUGGUUAAACAACCACAAGGAAUCCGAUUAGCUCCAAAAGAAAAACUGGAAAUCCCUGUAUUAUUCAUGCCAGCUGAAAUGAAAAUUUAUAAAGCAGUGGUGGUAAUUCAUGUAAAGAGGGAAAACGGUGAGAACUGGCCUUAUGAGGUUACUGGUGAAUCAAAUACAGACUUAAACAGAAAUGUUAUUGUAGCAGAGAACGGCGAAACUCAGGGAAUACUCUGGAUCUAUCCCAUUAAUGGAACACCUGAAGCACCACAGCAGAAAUCAGUUGUGAUCCGCUGCCAGGCCAGGCAGAGGCUGGAGCAGAGGGUGGAGCUGCUGCUGAUUGGGGUCAUGCCUGGUGCCACUGACCUGCCUGAUGCGGGGAGCUCUGCCUUGGUGGACACAGAAGAGUUGUCCAGCACCCCAGAAGUCACUGAUGGUUCCUCUGCAACACUGGAGUUUCUGUAUGAAUUGCAAUAUCAAUCAGAUGAAAUUAGAUAUCAGCUUGAAUCUUUGGUUGGAAUGGAGCUGGUUGAAAAAGAAUGGGAUACAGAAUCCAGAAUUGUAACACUGAUCUUUAAUGUAGUGUUUGCACCUAGCAAACCAAUGAGGAGUGAGGCAACUCUUGUAAUUCAGUGUACUGCAGGAGGCCUUUGGAAGUUUCCAUUGGUGUUCAUUGCCACAGAGCCAGAAGUGGAUGAUGUGAUCAACAUUGAAGCAGUUGGCCUUAAUAAGGAAUCCAUAGUUGGCUUUAAGCUCACAAGCCAGACAAGGUACCCAGAGCCAUUCACUGCACACUUCCUGGCAGGCAGUGAUCCCGAUUUCCUUGUGAUGCCACAAGCUGGAGAGCUUCUCCCAGAGGGCACUGGGGGAACCCAUAUAACAGUGGGGUACAAGCCAAGGAUGUACGGCAGGAAGCACACAGCAACCCUGGUCAUUGAGACACAAUCAAUGCAGUGGACAUACAUAAUCAAUGGACUUCCUCCACAGACUGAACCACCCACAGUGGCAGCAAAAGUGGUUUGCACCAGCAGCUACAGAGGAUCGUUCACAGUCCGGCAGCGCAACUUUGUACGUGAAAACCUGAAACUUAUAACCACUGGGGCAUCCUCACCUAUCAAAGGAGCCCCUUUGGUCCUUAGGAAUAGACUGAAAAAGUUAUAAUCUGUUAAUUUUUGGUAAGAGAACAAAUAAAUUCUGCAGAUAAAAAAACCAUGCAGUUUGUUAAUUUUUUUUAAACAGAUGUGGAAUGCAUUGAUUGUAUGUUCUGUAUGGAAGAUUCAGAGCACUGGAGCCCUAGUAAUAGUCCUGUUUUUCUAUAAGGGAUUUUGGAUGCCUAACAAUUUAUUUAUGUCAUGCAGAUGUCA